CAUUCAUAGAUAUACAAAUGCAAAUAAAAUGCAUUUUUCUUCCAACUGAAAGGUUAUAACCGAAAUCCUCUUUUAUUUGCAUGCACGCAUUCGCCAAUUUAUUGCUAAUCGCACAUAUCUGCAGUUUUCUGGAAUCAGCGAGUCGCAUUAUUUAUUUGUAACUGAAGUAAUUCAAUCUGACAAAAUCGAUACGCAUCAUCAAAAGCCUUUCAGUGUUCUUUUCCAAUUGCGAGUUUGUCACGAACAAAUAAACUGUUCAGAAGAAUGAUACAAACAUCGGUUGCGCCACUCAUCCAUAUUUGAAACGAAAUCGUUUGCAAGCAAAUAAUACCAAACGACAUUUUAUAGGCCAAUUUCGUAAUGUAAACCUGCGUGAUACUGAAAAGCAGAUGACAGUAGGAAGCACCUUCCCGUUUCAAAACUCAGAGCGACCUCGCUCGCGAUCGCCAACUUCCUCGCCAUUCACUGACCUACCUAAUGAUGAUAUUACAAAAAAAAAAUGGAUACAAAAAGGGAAUAAUGAUGGCAAUAAUAAAAGAAACAACGUCCUCUCUCUCUACACGAACGUAACAGGUUUUUUGGAGUCUUGCCAACUCUUCAAAGUGUGUUUCACACUUUCUGUCACUUGUAGACUUCAACACUCGCAGGUUUGGAACCGGUGAUCGCGCGCGUAUUCGGGACAUGUGAAGUGCUAGUUUUUAUAUUCGAAUCACAUUAUGGAUUUCACUUUCUGUUAAGGCAACUUCAUAUUGAAUAUACAAAGAUUUCUAAAAUGGCUCUUAAUCUGGGAUUCAGUUCCAGUUCAUACGACCUUGAAAAGCAACGGAAUAGUCGAGACAGUUUUGCAGUGCCUCGGAUCUCUAUUUCGCAGUUCAGUGAGCAGCCUAAAGUCCCGAUCAAAGAAGAUGAGAAUCCGGAAAGAGCCACCUGGUCCAAAGGAAUUCAAAGUUUACUACUGUGCCUUUCCAUGUCUGUCGGUCUUGGGAACAUUUGGCGAUUUCCAAAUGUGGCUUACAACAAUGGAGGAGGUGCUUUUUUGAUACCCUAUUUAUUGCUGCUGUUUAUUAUUGGCAGACCGCUCUACUACUUAGAACUCAUCCUUGGUCAGUUUUCGAGUCAAGGCCCUAUCAAAGUUUGGAGAAUGGUCCCGGCAUUCAAAGGUAUCGGAUAUGCUCAGGUGGUUUCCAUAGCUUACGUCCUCAUCUUUUACAACUAUUUAAUGGCUCUCAGCAUAUUUUAUAUUUUUGCUUCGAUGCAAUCGUGCCUACCUUGGACUGAAUGCCAUUUUCCUAAUGGAACAUUUAAUGAGAAUGGAACAACCUCAGAUGGAAAACCUCCGACGGAGUACUUCUGGAUGAAGGAGGUUUUGCAAAAGUCAGAUGAUGCGGAGUUUUUAUCCAUAAGUUGGAAAUUAGUUUUGUGUUUGCUUUUGACUUGGAUUAUCGUGUACGCCUCUGUUAUGCAGGGUACUAACUCUCUGGGAAAGAUGUCAUAUUUCACAUCCAUAUUUCCGUUUUUCGGUCUUUUUGUAUUACUUGUCAUCGCAUGCUUGGAAGAAGGAGCCUGGGAAGGCAUUCAGUAUUUCUUCAGGCCCAAUUUGGAGAAACUCAAAGACAUAACAGUCUGGUAUAAGGCUACUGAACAAUCAUUCUUUUCAUUAAAUAUAGCCUACGGAAGCAUCAUCAUGGUUGCUAGUUAUAACAAGUUUCAUAAUAAUAUUUAUAGAGAUGCCAUUCUUAUCAGCGUUCUGGAUACUGUUGUGAAUUUACUGGCUGGAUGCGUGAGUUUUGCUGUUUUAGGCUCUCUGGCUAAAAAAUACGCAAAGAACAUACACGAGGUGGUAGACCAUGAAGGUUUAGGUCUGGCCUUCAUUGUGUAUCCAGAAGCAUUAGCUGCCAUUUCAUACGUCCCGCAGCUAUGGUCCGUUGUCUUCUUUUUUAUGCUCUUUGUUCUUGGAGUUGGUAGCUCGAUGUCUCAAAUGGAAACGCUUCUAACGGUCAUAAAGGACAGAUUCCCGAAACUGCGAAAGAGAAUUUGGCUCCUCGCUCUUACUGCGUGCGUACUGUUUUUUGGCCUGGGUCUGCCUCUCACGACGAAUUACGGUCAACAAAUUUUGGUUUUACUCAACAACUAUGGAGUUGGCGUUGCGGUCUUUUUCUAUGCAGUCUUGGAAGUUGUAGGUGUUGCUUGGAUUUAUGGUUUAAGGAAUUUCUGCGACGACGUCGAAUUCAUGUUAAAUAAAAGACCAGGAAUAUUUUGGAAAUUCACUUGGUUUUUCACUGCGCCGGUUGCUCUCAUGAUCAUCUUCGUGUUUGGUAUUAUUGAUGCGGAAUCUAAAAGCGAUUCAUCCGCUUCCGACUGGGCUUCUAAUGUUGGAUGGGUUUUGGCUGCUCUGGCUCUUGUUCAAAUACCGCUAUGGUUCAUCAUCGAGGUUUACAGAAACCCACACAGUGGAAUAUUUAAGAAAUUUGUGCAUGCACUAAAACCUUCCGAUGCUUGGGGGCCCAGCAAUCCUGUCCACAACGCCGAAUGGAGAGCUCAGAAAGAUUCCAAACACUCAACGAAACUCCCUAAAAACAGUAUUGCCACAAUAGACUCCACUUAUGCGAAUGAAGGGUACAAAGAAGAUGUUUUCUGAUAGCUGAUACCGAUGUACCCGAAUCGGCAUCUAAUACAUACGACUACUGCCACUUUUGUACUUUUUAAUGUUUGCCAUACUUAAACAAACUGCAUUUAUAUUGUUUAUGUUAAAACUUUUUGUGACUUGUGAAUGUUUAUUUGUAUC
Messenger RNA from Argiope bruennichi, 2785 nucleotides. Its product is annotated as sodium-dependent nutrient amino acid transporter 1-like. The record is from RefSeq and is a predicted model, not a curated record. Gene Ontology annotation, cellular component: membrane. The transcript is spliced from 16 exons. NCBI's taxonomy places the organism in Eukaryota, Metazoa, Arthropoda, Arachnida, Araneae, Araneidae. The coding region runs from base 773 to 2638 and encodes 621 amino acids. Gene Ontology annotation, molecular function: L-amino acid transmembrane transporter activity. Gene Ontology annotation, biological process: sodium ion transmembrane transport.